Messenger RNA from Entamoeba dispar SAW760, 945 nucleotides. RefSeq lists its product as uncharacterized. NCBI's taxonomy places the organism in Eukaryota, Evosea, Mastigamoebida, Endamoebidae. The coding region runs from base 1 to 945 and encodes 314 amino acids. The record is from RefSeq and is a predicted model, not a curated record. The transcript has a single exon.
AUGAACUCUAUUAAAGUGCUUGUCUUGAAAAAACAUCCUGGAGGAAUUCAUUUAUGGAAUAAAUUAUCGAAACUCUCCCAAAAAUAUGGUGGAUAUAAAAUAAAUGUUUCUAUACUACGAGAAGAUGGAUUUGGAUAUGAAGAUAUAAGAAAGGCAUCUCCUGAUGUUUUAUUUCUUUCAGACUCAGCAGGGAGUCCAACUGUUAUAACAGACAGAGAAAUGGAAGCAAUUCAAUUAUAUGUGACACAAAACACAGGAAAAUCAAUAAUCGCUAGCUACGCAACAUUCUUUUAUGAGGAAACGUAUCACCAAGCUGUCUUAAGGUAUGACAAUAGAAAGUUACUUCCAUUAUUUGGAAUAAAACAAGAUACACAAUUUUUUUCAAUAAAAAAUCGUUCUAUAAAACUAAAAAGUUGCAAUAAAAAUGGUGAACUUUUAUUAAAUGGAAUCGAUAGAAAAAUUCAAGGAUACUUAUCAACCCAAGCAGUAGUCGGUGGUUGGGAACAAUCUCUAUUGGAUGGGACAAUAAUUGCACAAGACCUUAAAUCAUCUGCUGUGAUUAUUCAGCGAACAACACCUUGUUACUCUGCAAUGUAUGUCAAUUCAAUGCCAGAAUACAGUGACACAGAUGUGUGUUGUGAUAGUGAGCUUGUAUAUCGAAUGAUUACUUAUUGCUACAAACUCUCCCACUCAACACUACAGACACUUUGCUGCCAAUCAAUUAACUCAACAAAUAAACUUAAGUUAUUAUUAAAAUCAGCUAACUUUGAAAAAACACCACCUAUUCCAAAACACUUAUUUCUUUCAACUUGUUUACACAAAUUUAAAUUUUCUCAACAACGAUUAAAGUACUUCAAUGAUAUAGGUAUUUCUUCUGAGUUAACUAACCUUGCUUCAUUUAAAACAAAAAAAUAUGCUCAAACUUGUUCUUGGAGGGAGCCUUGA